Pogona vitticeps (central bearded dragon) is the source of this 2358-nucleotide messenger RNA. RefSeq names its product UDP-N-acetylglucosamine pyrophosphorylase 1 like 1 (gene UAP1L1). Gene Ontology annotation, molecular function: UDP-N-acetylglucosamine diphosphorylase activity. Lineage: Eukaryota; Metazoa; Chordata; Lepidosauria; Squamata; Agamidae. Gene Ontology annotation, biological process: UDP-N-acetylglucosamine biosynthetic process. The record is from RefSeq and is a predicted model, not a curated record.
GGGCGAAGGGAAGCAAGCGGGGGCCGGGCAGAGGAGCGCGUGUCCCCGGGAGAGGCGGGCGCACGUCUGAACGCGGAGGAGGAGGAGGAAGAGGCGGAGGCCAACCAGCGAGGGGGGUGGAGAAGAGGCGACGGGCCAGCUGCGAUCCUCCGCGAUCCAGAAGCCUCUUAAGCAGGAAGGAAGGAACGUGGGAGGGAGCCUUGCGCGCUCUCCAGCCGGCGUCGGGGGCGCGCCUCUGGCCUCCCCUUCUCCUUCCCUGCCCGCUCCCCUCUCUGGUUGUGUUUUUUUCCUGCUCGCCACUUUUGGGCGACUCCUAGCCCCCGGGCGAUGGCCCCGCUGGACGACGAGCCGGAGCUGCGGGCGGGCUUGGCGCGGGCCGGGCAGUCCCACUUGUUGCGCUUCUGGCCCCAGUUGGAGCCGGCGGAACGGGCGGCGCUGGCGGAGUCGCUGCGGGCGCUGGGCGCCGAGGAGCUGGGGGCGCAUUGCCGGCGAGCGGCCCAGGCCUACGCCCGGGAGCAGGAGCAGGAGCCCGGCGGCCACCCGGAGGGGUUGGCCGGGGGCCUCCAGCCUGUCCAGCCCGAGUUCUUCGGCAGCGUGGCCCGGAGCGAACCCGCCACCCUGGAGCGCUGGGAGGAGGAAGGCCUCCGCCAGAUUUCCCAGGGCAAGGUGGCGGUGCUCCUCCUGGCCGGCGGGCAAGGCACCCGCUUGGGCGUGCCGUACCCGAAGGGCAUGUACGAUGUGGGGCUGCCCAGCCGCAAGACCCUCUACCAGCUCCAGGCGGAGCGGAUUCGCCGCGUGGCGCAGCUGGCGGGCGAGAAGUUCGGCACGUCCUGUAAACUCCCCUGGUACAUCAUGACGAGUGAGUUCACGCUGGGGCCGACCGAGGCGUUCUUUCGGGACCACGACUAUUUUCACCUGGCCAAGUCGGACGUGGUCCUGUUUGAGCAGCGGAUGCUCCCGGCCGUGACCUUUGACGGGAAGGCCAUCCUGGAUGGGAAGGGCAAGCUGGCCAUGGCCCCAGAUGGGAACGGUGGUUUGUAUCGCGCCCUGGCGGACAACAAGAUCCUAGAGGACAUGGAGCGUCGUGGCAUCCGGUACAUCCACGUCUACUGCGUGGACAACAUCCUCGUCAAAAUGGCGGACCCCGUCUUCGUUGGUUUUUGCGUCUCAAAAGGGGCCGACUGCGGUGCUAAGGUAGUGGAGAAGGCCUACCCAACCGAGCCCGUUGGGGUGGUGUGUAGUGUCGAUGGCGUGUACCAGGUGGUGGAGUACAGCGAGAUCCCCUCGGAAGUGGCAGAGAUGCGGAAUCCAGACGGCCGCUUGACGUACAGCGCGGGUAAUAUCUGCAACCAUUUCUUUACCUUGGACUUCCUGCAGACGGUAGCAGAGAAAUUUGAGCCUCAGCUGAAAUCCCACCUGGCCAUCAAGAAGGUGCCCUUUGUGGACGAGGUGGGCAAUCGGGUAAACCCGCUGAAACCCAAUGGGAUAAAGCUGGAGAAGUUUGUGUUUGAUGUGUUCCAGUUUUCUAAGAACUUUGUUGCCUUUGAAGUUCUGAGAGAGGAGGAAUUUUCCCCUCUUAAGAAUGCGGACCCAGCCAGCAAGGACACCCCCACCACUGCAAGGCGGUCACUCCUCUCCCAGCACUACCGCUGGGCCCAGAAGGCAGGGGCCAGGUUCAUGGACAGCCAAGGCCAUCCGAUUCCUGAGAUACAGAGUUUAUCCGGAGAUGAAGAACCUCCUGCCGUGUGUGAGAUUUCACCCCUAGUCUCCUACUUUGGGGAGGAUCUCGAACAAUACCUGAAUGCCAAAGAAGUCCAGUCGCCACUUCUUCUCGACGAAAGCCAAGCUGAAGCGCUCAGACAAGCAUGAACGAAGGCGGACUGGCUGGGAAGGUGGCCCUCCAUUUAUUUAAACAAAUGGAGAAAAUAAUGGAGAUGGGUGGUUUGAUAACCAGCAGAAGGAACUGAUUAUGUUUACAGUGAUAUGAAGCCAAAGUCUUAAUUCUACCUAACUCUUUUGUGUAUGGUGGGUGAGGGUUUGCAACAUAGCUAGAUAGGAAUGAGGUCUUUCUGCCGGGGGCUGUAUAAUUAGCAUUCUUUGCAUUAUAACCAGAAGGCUUGUGGAUGAAACUCGAAAUAGUUAACCAAGAUAACGACCUGCCAGCGGCCAUACAAGGGAAUCUUCUUUCCCCAGCUGGGACCUUGAAGGAAUCUUGGACUAUGACCCCCCUGAUCCUCCCCCCUUUAUCUCUCUUUCUCGCAAGUGCCUUUUGCUAGUACUGGAUAAUGCUGGAAAAGCAUGGAUGGUUUUAUCUUCCGUGUUCAUCAUUUUGACACAUUAAAAUGCUUUUAAAAGUAA